Aspergillus luchuensis is the source of this 666-nucleotide messenger RNA. Its product is annotated as PITH domain-containing protein. The record is from RefSeq and is a predicted model, not a curated record. Bases 1 to 666 code for a protein of 221 amino acids. The transcript has 3 exons. Gene Ontology annotation, cellular component: nucleus. NCBI's taxonomy places the organism in Eukaryota, Fungi, Ascomycota, Eurotiomycetes, Eurotiales, Aspergillaceae.
AUGUCAGGUCAUCACCACCACCACGAUCACGGCGGCCAUUGCCACGGAGAAGACGGUCAUGAUCAUUCCAACGACAUCACCCCCGCGAUUCAAUCUCUCCUCUACUCUCAAAUCCAGUUUGACUCGAUCACUACAUUAAACGAGGCCAGUCCCAAGUCCGGCGCGGCGAUUGUCAAGAAAACAUGGGCCGAAAGGCUCGACGAUGAGCCGGAGCUGGAAAGCGACGCAGAUGAACAGCUGUUGAUGUAUAUUCCGUUCACCGGCCAGGUUAAAGUCCACUCCCUCCUUAUAUACACCGCUCCCACCCCAUCUGCCCCGAAGACCCUAAAGCUGUUCAAGAAUCGCGACGACCUGGACUUCGGAACAGCUUCGGACCUAAAGCCCACGCAGACAGUCGAGAUACCCCAACCUAUGCCGGGCGCAGAUGUUUUCGAGUUGCCGCUGAACCGGGCGCAUUGGAACGCGACUACCUCCAUCACUCUGUUCUUCGAGGAUAACUGGAGCGAUGGGGAAGAAGACGUCACCAAGGUCGGGUAUAUUGGUUUCAAGGGACAGUUUAUGGCCCUAAAUAGGGAGCCAAUCAGUUUCUUGUAUGAGGCGGCUGCAAAUCCGGGUGAUCAUGUUGCUAUUCAGGGUGUGAAUGGAGUAGGGAGCAGGAUUCUGUGA